CUUUCUUGGGAUCCUCGAGUUGGAACACCAACAACGCAGCCAGAAUAUUGAGAUAGCAUGCCUCGAAUUGUGACAACGUCGCUCGGCUGUUGUAUCAGCCUGAAGCGCGAUGUUCCCCCUCUCAGGCGAAAUCUGUCGACAAACCUCAUCAAGCAUUCCAGGGAGGGCAAAGAACCAUAUCAAUACUAUUGGACAACAUAUUUCCCGGCGCACGAUCCUAUCUCAUAUCCAACGCUCAUCCCGGAGGACCAUCCGACUGCUCCUCUGCACAACUUGAUGGCAAGAUGGCAUUCUACCAAACACGACUACGUUUCCAAAGACUGGAGAUCGGCCGUCAAGCGAAAGACGGAGCCGACCGUACCGCCUCUACCUUCUGAUGAAGAGAAUCAAGCCGUCUUUGAUGCGAUCCGGAAGAAACGUACAGCUGCGCUGAAGCUGUAUCGCAAGCUCGAACGUUCCGAGGUGGAGUAUUACCUACGAGGACUCAAGCAUUCUCCACUUCGCGUGUUGAAAAGACCCGGUUCACCAGCUCGGCCAGCAGUGACGGGCAAGCUGGCUCGGCUUCUGGAGCAACCCGAGUAUCGACAUCGUUGGUAUCUCCGAGAGCCGCAAAAGAACGUAACAGGGUCGAUGAUCGUGCCCGAGACGUCGUCGACCACGGAGCAAGCCGAAGAUAGGGUGUUGCAAUUGGUCAAGGAUUACCGAUUCGACAAGCUAGACAUCGCAUCAAACUUUAUCCGAUUGGCUUGUCGAGUGAUGAAACUGCACGAUCACCAUCCUCAAUUGCUCAUGCAGUUCCUUCCCGAGGCCAGGAUGUUUGAAGUCAAGAUUUCCACCUGGACCCACACCCCGAGAAAGUUACCAGAGCCCGACACCGUCCACGCUCCUCUCGAUCCCCUUACCUUUGACACCGACUUCGACCGGGUCACGCAGGUCAACCAGUACAAACACACCGUCCUCUCGGACGAUCAACCGAAGAUCAAGAAGACCGUCCCGGCUACACCGGGCUUGACGAGGAAGGAUUUCUUGCUUGCCUGGGAGCUGGAUGCGGCGGAGAACGAGGCGAGGAUGAGGACGAGUACGCUCAAGCAUCGCAACGAAAAGUGGAAGGCCAAGGUGGCAGGAAGGACGGCAAAGGCAGGAGAUCUCGCUGAUACGCUCAGCGCGAUUGCGAAGAUAGGAGAUUCGUGACCCGAACUUGUCACAAGGCGCUACCCGAGACUGGCGCCGGCACGUGCAUAUCAUACUACGCUACUAGGAAAUGUAGAACCCAGACAUCGGAUACGAACACCGAUCUUCGGACGAUAUUCAUGCAUGUGUAUAUGUGUGUGUAUGACGGUCAGUCAGAACAUCUAGAGGUACGAUGCCUCUUUCG
Messenger RNA from Filobasidium floriforme, 1375 nucleotides. RefSeq lists its product as uncharacterized. The coding region runs from base 58 to 1191 and encodes 377 amino acids. The transcript is spliced from 3 exons. Gene Ontology annotation, molecular function: 4-alpha-hydroxytetrahydrobiopterin dehydratase activity. Gene Ontology annotation, biological process: tetrahydrobiopterin biosynthetic process. The record is from RefSeq and is a predicted model, not a curated record. NCBI's taxonomy places the organism in Eukaryota, Fungi, Basidiomycota, Tremellomycetes, Filobasidiales, Filobasidiaceae.